Messenger RNA from Xyrauchen texanus (razorback sucker), 7111 nucleotides. Its product is annotated as putative Polycomb group protein ASXL2. The record is from RefSeq and is a predicted model, not a curated record. Gene Ontology annotation, biological process: positive regulation of transcription by RNA polymerase II; animal organ morphogenesis. NCBI's taxonomy places the organism in Eukaryota, Metazoa, Chordata, Actinopteri, Cypriniformes, Catostomidae. Gene Ontology annotation, molecular function: chromatin binding; peroxisome proliferator activated receptor binding; DNA binding. Gene Ontology annotation, cellular component: PR-DUB complex. The transcript is spliced from 12 exons. Bases 91 to 3786 code for a protein of 1231 amino acids.
UGGCAGCAAUGGUCGGUCUUGCACGGUAACUAAAGCCCCAACAACACUUUCUACAGCACCCUGUGAAUAUCGGGUCGAUUUUGCGCAGACAUGAGGGAAAGGCAGAAGAAGAAAAAGGGGAGGACGUGGGCAGAGGCCGCCAAAACGGUUCUGGAGAAGUACCCGAACACACCGAUGAGUCAUAAAGAGAUCCUGCAAGUUAUUCAGAGAGAACGACUCAAGGAGAUAAGUGGGACUUCCCCUCUUGCCUGUCUCAAUGCCAUGCUUCAUUCAAACUCACGUGGAAGGGAAGGAAUCUUCUAUAAAGUCCCUGGUCGAAUGGGAGUCUAUACACUGAAGCAGAAGGACAUUGCAGAUGUGGUGAAGGAGCUGUCAGAAGAGGCCUCAGAGGACAGCAGUGAUAACAUGUCUGAUACCCAAUGCACAGAAAAUAACAGCACCACCACCAACAGCAAAGAUGGAUGCAGAGGAAGGUGGAAAAGGAGAGUACCGGCGAAACUGCAGUCUCAGCCGUCCUCACCACAAUCACGUUGUUCGUCUCCAUCAGUUUCCAGCAGCAAACUUAUCUCUCCAUCACAGAAACACAGCAAGAGGGCCCUCAAACAGGCACUGAAACAGCAGCAGCAGAGGAAUCAUCGGAGACAGUGUGGAAUCCCCACAACCUCCAGCCCAAGGCUGCUCCUCAAGACUGUCAAAGACAUGACUCAUGAUUCAUCCUCCUCCAAAUCAUCCUGGGAACCGAAACAGACAGAGCGCUGCCCUGCCAGUCCACAUAACUCUACCUCCAGCUCAUCCUCAUCUGUCAAAGCAGAUGUGUGCCACACGGCUGGAGCCCGGAAAGUGUCUCAGCACUCCAGUCGGCUUAGUGCCAGACAACUGAGGCGUACAAAGUGUGAGAUAGAUGUUGAGACCCCAGACUCCAUCCUUGUCAACACCAACUUGCGAGCACUAAUCAACAAACACACUUUCUCAUUGUUGCCUACAGAAUGUCAGCAGAAACUGUUGACAAUGCUGCCAGAGGUUGAUCAGCAGGCUAGUAUGGAUGGGGCAUUGAAGGUGACCAGUUCUGCUUUGAACAAUGAGUUCUUCACAUCAGCAGCACAAUCUUGGAAGGAGCGGCUGGCAGAGGGUGACUUCACCCCUGAGCUGAGACUGAGAAUGCGACAGGAAAUUGAGAAAGAAAAGAAGGUGGAGCAUUGGAAAGAGCAUUUCUUUGAGAGCUACUAUGGCGAACAUUCUGGCCUAAGUAUAGAGGAAUCCAGAGAACUGACAGAUGCUGCUGACAAUCCUGAACCAGCUAAAUGCACAGUGCAACCAGACAAGCCAGAGAUCGUUAAAGAGUCACAGAAGGUACACCAGGUGAUAGAGGUCAGUCACAGAGAGUUGAGAUCCAGAGAUGUGAAGACAGCAGUAACACAUCCUUCCCCUGAAGAGCCAAUCAAACUUCCAGCUCCAGAACAUCCACAGUUGUCCUUAGAGACAAGGAAUGAAGAACCAGAACAAUUUAUUGAAGAGUCAUCUGUUCAGAAAGCAGUAGGGCCCAAACUAGAGGGUGAAAAAACACUAGAAAAUGAGAUCAAGUGUAAGAACCCAACACCACCUUUGGAAGCAGUGGUCACUUGUUUGACAAUAAAGGAGACACAGGCAACUAAAAUUGAAAUCCCUGUGUCUGAGGUUAAACAGACAUUAACAGAGAGGAAUCGGGCAGAAUCUCCAAUGCUUGCUGUUACAUCUGAGCAUCUGAAAAGGAAGGGCUCUAGUGAACAGGAAACUGAGCUCAUAACAGAGAAGAAGCCCCGUGUCACUCCACCAGACGUGUCAUCCCCAGUUACAGCUAAAGAAACAGUAGAACAGAGAGUACCUCCUCUCAAAAUCUCAGUUUUACGAAUUCUCUCUGCCCCUGCUGUUAUUGAGCCAGUAUCCCCAAGGACUCCUGUGCCCUUGACACCACCUAGCAUUCGUCCCGGUCGUACCGGUGCUCGUACUCUAGCUGACAUUAAGGCAAAAGCCCAGUUAGCGCGAGCACAGCGUGCCGCAGCGGCAGCAGCUGGGUCAUCUUCCUCAAGGGGAGCCAGUUCAGUUGGAAGAACCUCCACACCCUCUCCAGCUCUGUCUUUUUCUGAGGAGUUUUCACCAACAAGCAGCAGAAGCCAAUCUGUGUCACCCAUAAAGCUGAGCUCUGGGUCUCCUGAGGGCACAGGGGGACUUUCACAAACUUCUCCUUCCUCGGGCUUUACUGGACACAUAGAAACUGGUUUUGCUCAAGGCUUCAGUGCAAGCCAGGUUCUUUUAAAAGACAAUAGCUCUUUGAUGGGGUCUCAAACCACUCCGAGUAUGUUGAACCCUACGGUGAUGGAUCAACAUAGCUUUCUCAGUGGUGGUGGAGUGCUAACACCUAUAAGUCAGGAAGGAAAACUAACAGUCUCAAACGCAGUUGCACAAAACCAGAGACCACAGCAGACAGCUUUGUCAGGAGCAUCAAUGACUAAGACUAGCUCUUCAAUCCCAACAAAUAAUCCUCUGGUCACCCAGCUUCUUCAGGGCAAAGAUGUUCCCCUUGAAAAGAUCCUUCCAAAGCCAUUAGCCAAAAUGGAGGUUCAAUCUUUUUCCAUUUCCGACCAAGAUAAAGGUAACCAUGGUACCACCACUGUUGGGUUAAAACAAGAGGACCCUACAAACAAAAUAGAUAUCAGCAGAUUUGGGCACCACAUUUCUGCUGGUCCAUCUACAAUGCAAGUCAGAUCUGCGGUAAGUGGGGACAAGCUGGUUAAAAGCACUCAGGACCCAAUCUUCCACCCACUAAGGCCCAAAUGUGAGCCGAAACACACUAGCUUAAGCAAACAACCCUCCCAUUUUCAAUCCUAUCAACUAGGGCUCCUUGACUGCAUCCAGGACCAAAGUAUCCACCUUGGUAUUUUUGGACGGAAGAGGACGUCCAAGCCAGCUAUGACAGGACACUACCUCCUCAAUGUCUCCACAUAUGGUAGAGGAUCUGAGAGUAGCAAAUGGCCACAUCUGUCUGGUAAUAAAAGCACAGCCGUCUCCAAAUUGAAGCCCUUGAAGAAAGAGAAAAUGGAAGUAGAGGAGCAUGUGAAAGAAAGGGCAGAAUUUGAUGGAGGGACUCAUACCUCCUCUCAAGAACACCUGAAUUCACCAAGGGUCAAAGUGGAACAGAAAGGGUAUUGCAUAACAGAACCAGACGAGGUGUUGGCACCACAGCCCUGUUCUGAUAUAAAGUCUGAAUCUCCAUCUCAGAGCUGUUUAUCCAAAAAAGAAAAAGUCAACACUAGAACCAAAGAAACAUGCUCAAGAACGCAGCUUGAUGUCUGUAUACAGGGUAAAACAGAGCCAUAUCAGUUAAACGACUGCCGCCAACACAUGUACCUGUCUCAGAAAUCACAUAAUGGACAAGAACUUGUAAUAGGCCCUCAGUAUGGUGGCACCAUCAGCAUGUCUGUCCCUCAAGUAUUGAACCACAGCAUGGCUGACACUCUAACCUCUCCUACAGUGGCCUGCAGUGGUGACAGUGAUGUGGCUGGUGGAGGUAUGAUGUCCUUUUCUGUCACUGUUACCGCUAUACCUGCCGGUCACCUGCUGGAUCAGAGUAAUCAGGGCGAGACCUCACCCGAGCAAGCCUUCAUAGAAACUUCAGGAAUGGAGGAUGUCCAGUCAAAGUGCUACUGUCGGCUAAAGGCCAUGAUUAUGUGCAAAGGUUGUGGCGCCUUUUGUCAUGAUGAUUGCAUUGGUCCAUCCAAACUAUGUGUCUCCUGUUUGGUGGUACGGUAAUGGUCAUUAUUGCAGGGCUUUAAAUACAACAUUGAGAAUUAUAGGUGAAGUGUGUAAUUUUUGUCUAUGUCAAAAUACUUUCUCCUAUCUCAGCAUGAUAUGAAGAGAGGACCAUAAAGUAAGCCAUUUGUAUGGUUUUAUUCCUCUGAGAGGUGUAAGCACUAUGGCUCUCUUGCACUUUUUAGCAUCCUGACCAAUCUGACAUAGCAACGCUGGCUCAACCAAUUGCCAUUUGUUUGGGGCUUGAAUAGUCCCUAACCCAAUUGUUCUUCUUCUGAACAAAAUGUGGCAUAUAACUUGUCAUGUCAUCAAAAACAAUUCUGUAUACUUGGCAUUGAAAAGUAAACAGAGUGAUCAUAUCUCUGAAUAAGAACGCUAUAGAGACUUGGUCAUGGGCUUAUUUGGCUCAGCCCUCAACACCAUAGAGACAUGGGGACUCUUUUGACUUGGGGCAGUGUACUGAGGCCUUUUGUGGAUUGAGGGCCUUUGUGGACAUCUUGUAGCCCUUGAGGGCCUCUGGGAGCCCUAGCAAUAUCUUGCCACCAGAGUGAGCACUUUUAACUUGAGGCAGUGUACUGAUGCUGUUUGUGGGUCCCUUGAUGCCCUUGUUGGCCCCUGGGGGCCCUAGCCAUAUUGCACUAACAUAACCUUGUAGAGACAUGUGAGACAUGUGGGCUCUUUUGACUUAGGGCAGUGUCCUGAGGCCCUUGGUGGGACUUUGUGGUGGCGAGUUUCCCACAGCAAGCACCAAUGUCUUUUUUCAGAAAAUGUACAUAUCUAGUAAUUUUUGCAAUUCUGUUUGAUGCAAGUGGUUCAGAAAUUACACACUUCACCUUUAAAUUACAUCACUGCAGUGAGGGUUAACCAAAAUGUUGAUGUCAGAACAGCAGUGAUGCUCUUGCAUUGGUAACCACUUGUUGCCAUUUGAGAGGCAUGCUGUUGUGCUGUUACAGUUUUUCUUUACAGCACUUACACAUUUAGCACGAUAGAAGAUGAGGUAUGUAUGUGUGCAAUGUCAAGUAAUACUUCCUCUCAGUGAGUACCUUGUUUUAGAUUCAAAACUCCUAUUCAAUAGUGGCAAUAUUUAAUGCUUGAUUUUGUUUUCCUGUUAUAUUUUUGUAACAAUUUUAGAAAUGGAAAUCAUUGUACUACUAUUUUUGUAGAUGUAAAAAUCAUUAUUAUGCCCCUCAAUUUUUAAAGAGUACUUUAUCACAGUACACUAGCUUGCUGGAUUAGUAACAGGUAACAUCAAAUAUGCUUUGCCUGUACUGCAAAGCUGUUUUUUUUUUGGCUAGUUUAAGCCAUUGUGACACAAGCAAAGAACCACACAACUGAAAUACCAGUUACUUUGCAGAAUUACUGUGAAUAUGUAAACCUAAUAUAUUAACCUGCCUUGUUUCUCAGCUUAAAUGGUACUGUUAAAAGUUUUUAUAUAAGAUAGAAGGGAGUUUUGUUCAAUAUUUCAACAGGCUAGCACUUCUCUUACAUUCUUGGAGUUUUUGUGAAGAGAGAAGAAUGUAAUAACAGGUUUAUAUUGAUGAUUGAUGGUGGCUAUAAUUUGUAUAUUUACGAUAUUUAUAAAAUUAAGAGCGGUAAGUUCCCUUCACAUUUGAUUCUUAAAACAAAUCUUAAAUAAGGUUUAAGGUUGCACUUUUGUAUGUGACUUGAAUAAACACUGCAAAUGAUCUAUACAUAUAAAAUGACUCUUAAGGAUAAUGACAUUUGAAGCACUUAAUCAAAUAAUAUAUUGUACCCUCUCAGGAGCAAAGCCAGGUCUUAAUCAUUUCAGCAGCCUAUCAUUUGAGGCGUUUACACCACUCCAAGUGACAUUGCCUCUAAAUGGAAUAGUAGAUAUUCCCUAUAAUCUAAUAUAAUAAUAAAACAGAAAAUAAAACAAAUCAAAACUAUUUGAGCAAUGAAGUAAAACACUCAGAAAAGAGAAUUUGAAGAUUUUUUUUUGCUUUGUUUUAUUUUAUAUUGUAAAUAUUUGCUUUUUUUUUUUUUUUUUUGUACUGAAAAAUCGAUUUCAAAGCUUCCUUUAUCUUGCUUAUGAACUUGAUAAAGGAUUUUAUAUGUGAAAAACUUUCAAACACAAAUCAUAAUUUUAAUAAUGUUUCAUUAUAAAAUGUUGUAGCUCAAUUUCUGUCCUAAAACAAUUCUGCUAAACAGGUCCAUUUUGAUAUGAAUCGAGCUACAUAAUCUUGUUGCAUCUUUGUCUUUUUUUUUUAUUAUUGUCUGUCAUCUAGGCAAAAAAAUAAAAAUUAAUAAUAAUUUUUUUAAAGAAUUUUAGAUAAGAUUUGCUUGGUAAUAUACCAAAGUCAAUUUAUGGGGACUAGAUAAUCAGAUAUUGUUUUUAAUGUCUAGUUAAGCAAAGUAAUAUAUUUUAAGUAAUAUAUUUUAAUAUAAGAAAUAAUUUUACAAACCAUUUAAGAUACAGGGUAUUUACUAUAUCUUUAUAUUGGCUGUCCCAUUUUGUUUGACCUUUGUCAAAGGUGUACCUAAACGUUUUACACCUUUUUGUACCAGUGCCCUUAUUACUGCUCCUUUGAGUAUUUUGGUCUUUACUUUUAUGUAGUCUUGCCUGCAAUACAUUCACGUGCCCUUGCAGUGGAUUUGAAAUUGACAAAAAAAAAAUUGUCAUUUACAGUUAAUUUAAGUGAUUACUGAAAGAUUAACUUCUUACAAAAUAAUGUAUACCAGGUUAUUAAACUAUAGCUUGGUAGUUGUGUUGUGUUGUGUUGUGUUGAAUGUAUUUGGGUGUGAGGGUGUUUUUUUUCUUUCUUUAUUUUUCAGGUGGCUUUCAAUUUCUUAUUUUGUCAGUGGGUUACUCUAAACUGUCGCUUUCAUUUACAUAUAUAUGCAGCAUUUAAUCAUACAUACAAGAGACUCAAAAAUAUUACUGUGAUACCUCUGUUAUAUGUUAUACCAGGCCUUAAAACUGAUUUCGUAAAUUGUUGUUUAAAUUAACUCACAAUUCUUGGAAAUAUUUUAAUUAGUGCUGUAAACAAGCAGUGUUUAACUGUCAUUUGUUAUUUACUGCCUUCAUUUACUUUGCAUGACUUACCACAACUCUAUCCACAACCUUGUAACAUUUUACUGAUUCAAUAUUGUCCUCUGCACAACCUUGAAUUUGGAUGACUCAUAGUGUAGGAGGUGUUGGUAUUCCUGGAACAAUGUUUUUAAGAGUGGUUUCCACAAUGUGUGUUAUUUUAUGUUUUGAGAAGUCAAAUGUUUUAUGUAAAAUAAAGGCGAAUGUAAUAUAGUAUUUGUAAUCAGCACUUGUAAGCAAAGUGUAUUUUAUCAAGAAACAAUAUGAAUAAAAACA